This is a messenger RNA of Lolium rigidum, 1059 nucleotides long. Its product is annotated as putative glutamine amidotransferase GAT1_2.1. NCBI's taxonomy places the organism in Eukaryota, Viridiplantae, Streptophyta, Magnoliopsida, Poales, Poaceae. The record is from RefSeq and is a predicted model, not a curated record. Gene Ontology annotation, cellular component: cytosol. Gene Ontology annotation, molecular function: hydrolase activity, acting on carbon-nitrogen (but not peptide) bonds, in linear amides. The transcript has 2 exons. The coding region runs from base 1 to 1059 and encodes 352 amino acids.
AUGGAGGCAAGCAGGGACGGAAUUGAAAUUGCGAGACGGACGCAUCCAUCCAUCGCGAUGGACCAACGCAGGGCGCCCAUCGAGCUCCUCCUCGCGCGCCGCUGCAUCGAGCGCGACAUCCCGUUCCUCGGCAUCUGCCGCGGCUCGCAGGUGCUCAACGUCGCCUGCGGCGGCUCCCUCUACCAGGACGUCGACCAGGAGCUCGCUUCCCGUGCCUCCGAAACCGCCGUGUGUCACAUGGACUACGACAACUACGACGGGCACCGGCACCCGGUGCGCGUCCUCCCCGGCACGCCGCUGCGCGAGUGGUUCGCGGAGUCGCUCGGCGGCGAAGAGGGCGACGAGAUCAUGGUGAACAGCUACCACCACCAGGGCGUGCGUCGGCUGGCCGAGCGGUUCGUUCCGAUGGCGUUCGCGCCGGACGGGCUGGUGGAGGGGUUCUACGACCCGGACGCGUACAGCCCCGGCCAGGGCAAGUUCCUCGUGGGGCUACAGUUCCACCCGGAGCGCAUGCGUAAGACCGGCUCCGACGAGUUCGACUACCCCGGCUGCGCCAAAGCCUACCGGGAUUUCGUCCGCGCCGUAGUCGCCUACGAGGCCAAGCUCGCCGCAGCUGCCGCCGUGCCCGUGCGGGGCCGGUGGGCGGCGACAAUGCCGAAGCUGAGCCACGGCAUGGAGAAGCAUCGCAAGGUGCUCGUCCGGAGCUUCUCGCUGGCCAAGAACAUGUACUUCGGCGGCGGCGACACGCAGAAGCCGGCGGCUGAGGCGGAGCGGCAGGACCUAGACGCUGGCGCUGAGUUCCUGGAGACGGCGGCGCUGAGCUCGCAGCAGGAGAAGCGCCUGAAGCAGAUGGGCGCGACGGUGCGGAACGCGUCCGGGUACCUCAACAGCACGCUGAAGGUGAGCGAGGACCGGGAGGCGGCGGCCAGAGCGCUCAUGGCCAAGAUGUCGGCCGCGCAGCUGUCCAGCCUCGCUGCAUUCUACCGCGCCAUGGGAGCCAUCUGCGCCGACCUGCUUGACGCCAAGCUCCACCCAGCGUCUCCGACUCUGCACGAGUGA